AUGAUCAUUUAUCAAAAUUCGUACAAAGCCUUUAUAAUUUUUAAACAUUUUGCACCAUUUUCAGGCUCAAAGCUGGCUAGUCCGGAAGCUGAACCCUUCUGCCCCUGCCUUUCCUCCAAAAUUGGCAGGUGGGUCCUCAUAUCUGUAGUGGUUUUCGUGUUAUUAGCAGCAGUGGUGAUCAUUAUUGUGGCCACCACCACAAACGCCUUCAAGAAAUCACCUCACAAAUGUAAGGGCGGCUCUGACCAUGAUUCCAGGCAAAAUUUUCGAACCAAUUCAUCAAUAGAUGAGGACAAUAUUGGUGGCGGCCGGAUACUGAGGUUUGUGGAGCGUCGGCAAUGGCUCGCCCAGCCGCCACAAAAGCAGCUUCCUGAUCUCCAGCACCCCGUAAAGUUGGUAAUUGUGAUGCCAACGAACUCGGAUGUUUGCAGCACGCAGGCGCAGUGCGUUUUCCGAGUUCGCAUACGACAGACAUUCGAUAUCGAGUCCAUGCAUGAGGACGAUAUAGUCUUCAACUUUCUGAUCGGCGGCGAUGGCAAUGUGUACGUGGGACGUGGAUGGGAUUAUCAGGGCGCCCACAUGGCUGGCUACAACGCAAAAAGUCUUAGCCUGGGCUUCAUUGGAUCUUAUAAAACGAACAAGCCAACGGACAAGCAGCUCAGUGUGACUCGACUUUUAUUGAAGAUUGGCGUUCAGUUAAAGAAAAUUGAGCCAAAUUACGAACUCACAGCGGCCGGUAGAUUGAAGCCCGAUGUUUCGCAAUACAAAGCAGAUGCCCUCUACAAAAGCUUUGCCGACUGGACUCAUUGGACGUGAAUAGUUUCAGUUUCUUAUUGAUAUAGGUGUUCUCUUGUAAAUUUAUAGCAUAUUCGCGUUAGCUAAAAUUACUAUUCGUUUGGAAAAAAUUUGAUAUUAAAUAAAGCAAAAUUAUUUAUA
Drosophila ficusphila is the source of this 936-nucleotide messenger RNA. RefSeq names its product peptidoglycan-recognition protein LC-like. The record is from RefSeq and is a predicted model, not a curated record. Bases 1 to 816 code for a protein of 271 amino acids. NCBI's taxonomy places the organism in Eukaryota, Metazoa, Arthropoda, Insecta, Diptera, Drosophilidae. Gene Ontology annotation, molecular function: N-acetylmuramoyl-L-alanine amidase activity; zinc ion binding. The transcript has 3 exons. Gene Ontology annotation, biological process: peptidoglycan catabolic process.